GGAAAGAUGGCGGCGGCUGCGGUUUGAAUUCCAGCGGCGCCGCCGGAGUCCGAACAAGAGCUGGAUUGGAGGGGGCGGGGACCUGGGGAGCCCGGCGGGUCGCGACCGCGUGGGGAGCCCGUCGUGCCGCGGCCACAGACACCAGUGCGGCCACCUCCUCCGAGCCCGUGAUGGACUCGGUGUUGGAGGAGGACGUCACCCUCCCCGGGACGCUCAGCGGCUGCAGUGGCCUUGUUCCCAAGUUACCCGAUGACCUGCAUGGCGUCAGCCCCGGUGCUGGUUUGGGAAACGGUGUGCUCCCAAAUGCAUCAGAAGAAACGGUGUCUCCCACCAGAGCACGGAACAUGAAGGACUUUGAAAAUCAAAUCACUGAGCUGAAGAAAGAAAACUUUAACUUAAAGCUUCGCAUCUAUUUCCUUGAGGAGAGAAUGCAACAGGAGUUUGAUGGCCCCACUGAGCACAUCUGUAAAACGAACAUCGAGCUCAAGGUGGAAGUGGAAAGUCUGAAGCGGGAGCUCCAAGAGAGAGAGCGGCUCCUCAUCAAAGCCUCCAAAGCAGUGGAGAGCCUUGCCGAAGGGCGCAGCUCUGAAGUCCGGCGCGUGAAAGAGGAUGCUCAGAGGAAGGUGCAGCAGGUCGAGGAUCUCCUGACCAAACGAGUGUUUCUCUUACAAGAGGAUGUGAAAGCCGCCCAAGCAGAACUGGAAAAGGCCUUUGCAGGGGCAGAGAACGAGAAGGCUCUCCGGCUGAGCUUGGAAAAGCAGCUUUCAGAGAUGAGGAAGAUGUACAAGGGGGACUCGGACGCGGCUCGGACCCUGGAGGACAGAGACAGACUGAUGGAGGAGGUGUGCAAAGAAACUGUAAUUCUGUGCCUUAAAGGACAGAAAUCUCAGGUGGUGUCUGUUGAUGAGAAUGUGUCAUCUGGAGAGCUCCAAGGACUUUCUGCUGCUGUGAGGGAAGAAAAGGAGAGAGAAACUGAGGCUGCACAAACGGAGCGCCAGGAAGAGAAGAAUCGCUUUGAAGAGAGGAUCCAGGCACUUCAGGAGGACCUGAGAGAGAAGGAAAGAGAAAUUGCUACGGAAAAGAAAAACAGUUUAAAGAGGGAUAAAGCCAUUCAGGGUCUAACCAUGGCAUUAAAGUCAAAGGAAAAAGAGGUUGAAGAACUUCACUCUGAAAUCAAAGAGCUCAAUGCUGCCUUUGCGAAAGCCAGAGAGGCCCGCCAGAAGACCCAGGAGUCUGAAGAUUAUGAGGCCGCUCUGCUGGAAAAGGCAGCCCUUUUGGCUGAGCUGCACUCAGAAAACCUCACCAAGAGUGCAGAGAACCACAGCCUGCGUAGAGACAUGAAGAAGGUCACCCAGGAGCUGAGUGACUUGCAGCAGGAGAAGGAGAGACUGGAGAAGGACCUAGAGGCAGCCCGCCGGGAACAGAGCAGAGGAGACGGCACCAUCCCUGACCUCAGAAAUGAAGCUGAGAAGUUACGCAACAAAGUGAAUGAAAAAGAGAAAGCAGUGGAGAAUCAUUACAAGAGUCUGUUGAGUGAAAGUAAUGAAAAAUUGUACAGUCAAGGGCAAGUGAUCAGAUGUCUAACAGGAAGUACCAGUCACGCGGACGAGGACUUGUUGCUUCAGAAAUUCAAUGAGAAAGAUUCGGAGGCAAUACAGCAGAAUCGUUAUUUAAUGACUGUGGAGGAUUUCAAGUUCAGGAGUGAAGACUUAAUAACAGAAAAGUGCUCUUCUCAACUGUCACCAGGCAGCGAAAGCGUCUCUGAGGAAAAGCAACAGCUAAACUAUGAAGAGCUGAUUCAGGUCUUAAAGAAAGAGCGUGACAUCUAUAGCCACCUGGUAAAAUCUCUGCAGGACUCAGACAGUGCCGACAACCUGCAGGCUGAGUUAGACAACGUUCAGGCCCUGCGGAGGCAGCUGGAGCAGGAGGUGCUGUCGUAUCGGAACUUGCAGAAGAUGCUGGAGGAGCGGAUCAGUGAAGUUCAGAGGCGGGAAGUGGAAGAACCAUUUUCAUUUUAUAGUGAUCAAACAUCUUAUCUGAGUAUUUGUGUUGAAGAGCACAAUCGAUUUCAAGUGGAGCAGUUUUCUCAAGAAGAACUUAAGAAAAAGGUCAGUGACCUUAUACAGCUAGUGAAGGAACUCUAUACAGACAACCAGCACCUGAAGAAAGCCAUUUUUGAUCUCUCCUGCAUGGGUUACCAGGGGGAUGACAGACUCGAGUCAGUAAAACAAACAGAGCUUCCGGCUAGCGAGGAAGUCGAGGACACGAUCAAGAUCGGAGAGGAUGACGAGAGUAAUUUCCCAACUGACCAGCAUUUGGAGCAGAGUGACAAGAUUGUGGAGGACUGUUCCAAAGGGGGCUGCAAAAAUGGAUACUUCAGGCACACAGAUUCCAGUAUUUUAGACUCCGAUGGAGCCCACACACCUGGCUGCCCUGGAGACCCGAGUCUGGAGGAAGGCGAGCUCCUGAGCCUGCUCGCCCCUUUCUUCAGCGAGAAGGCCACGUUGUUACUGGAAUCCAGGCCAGACCUCCUGAAAGGGCUGUGUAAACUGCUUUUGGAACCAGUAUGCUUGACAGAGGAGGAAGUUUCCGGAGAACACCUUGAUGGUAAACCUGAGAAGGCACUUAAGCAGAUGGCUGUUCAGCUAAGAGGUGAACUCAGACAUUGCAUCCAAGCCAACUCAUUUUCCAAGCCACAUGAUGAACUGAAGUCACCUUGGGGAGCCCAGCCAGUAAAGGCAGCAGGACCGUCCAAGCCGGAGCUGAAGGAUGCCUCGGUGCAGACCAUGGCCACGGAGGGCGACACGCUUGGAUUCCAACACGAAGGCAAGAGAGAGGCCUGGGAGCAGAAGCUGACAGCUGCCACCCUCGGCACCGAGCAGCAGCCGGAGAACUUGAGCUGGAUGCCAGGGCGGCCGGCCACUCCCCCUCCCCUCCCCAGCGGGACUGACAAAGAUGCUAAGAAGUCCCGUUUGCCCAUCCUAAUAAAACCAUCACGGUCAGUAGGAAGUGUCUGUCAGCUCCCUGCCACGCCGGAGCUGGUGGCCCAGCUGCAGGGCCAGAUCUUGGAGCUGCAGGGGGAGCUGAAGGAGUUUAAAGCUCGCAAUAAGCAACUUCACCAAAAGUUAAUUCUGGCUGAAGCCAUGAUGGAGGGGAGGCCAGUGCCAGACAAAACGCUACUGAAAGACUCUGAAAUUUUCCAGCCCAACGACUGUGCCAUCGUGUCAACAUGCAAAGAGAAUCCUGAAGAUUUUCAAGGCCCAAUUUCAGCAGCUACUUACCUGAGUUCUGAGGGUCAACUUUCCACUAAAGGCAGUGUGAUUGGAACCGAUCGGCCUGAGAACAAUGAUACCUCAAACGAUACAGAAAACUUACAACAGAAAAUCUGUGACUUGGAAACGGAGCUCGAGGGCUACCGGAAUUUCAUACUUCAGCUUCAAAAGCACUCCCAGUUCAGCGAGGCCAUUAUCACCGUUUUGUGUGGCACAGAAGGGGCCCAGGACACCUUGAAGAAGCCCAAGGGCACUGCUGAUGAAGAAGAAAUGACCUUUUCAAGUUUGCACCAGGUCCGUUUUGUGAAACACAUGAAAAUCCUCCACCCGCUGGCCCCAGAGAUGAUUGACGGCAGGAUGCUGGAGAGCCUUGAACAGCAGCUGGUGGAACAGGACUGUGAGCUGCAGAAAGAACAGCAUAUGAACAUGGAGCUUUUCAGUGAAGUCCAUAACAUGCAGAAUAAGCUCAGAGAUCUCUCGCCCUCAAGAUACAAUUCAUUAGUUCAGUCCCAAGCCAGGGAGCUCUCCCUUCAGCGGCAGCAGAUUAAGGAGAGCCACGGCGUCUGUGUCGUUUGUCGUCAACACAUGAACACUGUGAUGAAGGCGUUUGGGGAGCUGCUGCGGGCCAGCGACGUGGAUUACUAUGUGGCCGAGGGUUUCCGGGAGCAGCUGAAUCAAUGUGCCGGGCUGCUGGAGAAGCUGGAAAAGCUGUUUCUCAGCGGGAAAUCAGCUGGAGUGGAAAUGAGCGCCCAGAAUGAGCUGCUGGAGAGGACUGAGAAAGACAGCGUAAGCUGCCCCCGUAUCCUGCCUGAGUCUCCCCAGCCUUCAGCCUCUCACUCAUUGUCCGACUGUGAAAUGUCCGAAAAGUCCUCCUCCUCCCACCGAGACCAGAAGCAAGACAGCGAGACCGAGAAGACUUCAGUUCUGGCGAACAACUUUUCUCAAGACCUGCUAAUGGAGCACAUACAAGAAAUUCGAAGCUUGAGAAAACGUUUAGAAGAAUCUAUUAAGACCAAUGAGAAGCUUCGGAGACAGCUGGAACGGCGAGGGUCUGAAUUUGAUCAAGGUUCUGCAAACAUUUUUGCUUAUGGUUCAGAGCUGCAUAAUUCCCUGAUGUCAGAAAUUCGUUUCCUGAGGAAGCAGAACCAGGCCCUCAAUACAAUGCUUGCUAGAGGCUCCAGAGAUAAACAGAAGGAGAAUGAAAAAUUGCGCGAGUCCCUCUCCAGGAAGACUGCGAACCUUGAGCACCUCCAGCAAGAGUUGGCCUGUGUGAAGGGAGAGAACGAAAGGCUGCAGAAGGAGGCAGGCGACAAGGACAGGCAGAACCAGCAGCUGCUCCAGGAGCUGUGUGGCAGCCGCAGCCAGCUGAGCAGGGUGCAGGAGGAGGUGCAGUGGAGGCAGCAGCUGCUCGCCCAGAACAACAGGCUGCUCCAGUCGCUCCGAGUGGAGCUGAAGGUGUUUGAGAAGCUGGAUGAGGAGCACAGGAUCCCGAGAGAGUCCAGAGCAGAGGCGACGGGAGAAGGCUGGCAGGGGCAGGACCCUGCCAGUGACCUGCACGGCCUCCUGACAGAGGUCCAGGCUCUGCGGGCACAACUGGAAAGGAGCAUCGAUACCAACAGCGCGCUGCAGAGCAGGCUGGAGGAGCAGCUGGCGAACGGGGAGAAGAAGGCGCAGGAAGCAGCACUCACUAUGGCUCUCCAAGCCCUCCCUGCCCCUGAGCGGCCUCUGCAGCUCCACAACCAUGGUGGUGACAGAUGUCCCGUGGCAACUGAUAAUUCAUAUGCUUUGUUUGGUUCCACCCUGGCAGUGACACCGAGAUCAGCUUCACAGAGUCCUCUGCUCUCUGCAAAUGACUUGGACUCUCUUUCCUGCGUCAGUGUCAGCUCGGCCACCAGCACCCCAUGCACGUCCCAUCUGGUCCCUGGCCACCACCUGUGGGCCAGCAAGAGUGGGUGUCACGUCCUGGGCUUGAUUGAGGACUACGAUGCCCUCUGUAAGCAGAUUGGCCAGGGCCAGAAGCUCCUUGCUGAGAUGGACACUCAGAUCCAAGAGGCUCCCAGCUCCAAAAGCCAAGAGCUAGAAACAAAGGGUCUGCACUCAGCGUCCCUGAGCAGGUUUGUCACCAGCGUGAACACAGCCAAGCUGAUUCUGGAAGAGGCAGCGAGGUUACUGACGCUUCUCUGGAGGGUGUCACUCCCCACACAUGGCCAGUGCACACAUCACUGUGAGCAGACUGGAGAAAUGAAGGCAGAGAUCACCAAACUGCAGAAAAAAUUGUUUGAACAAGAAAAGAAUAUGCAAAACACCAUGAAGCUUUUGCAGCUGAGCAAGCACCAGGAAAAAGUCAUCUUUGAUCAGUUGGUUGUAACCCACAAAAUCCUUCGGAAGGCCAGAGGAAACCUGGAGUUGAGGCCCAUGGGUGCCCAUCCGGGAACAUCCAAUCCUAGCAGACCGGGCUCCUGAGGACAGCUUGCAGCCAAUAAAGCUUGUGUUCCCCACUGA
Molecule: messenger RNA, 5774 nt
Organism: Hipposideros armiger (great roundleaf bat)
Lineage: Eukaryota; Metazoa; Chordata; Mammalia; Chiroptera; Hipposideridae
Gene: CDK5RAP2
Product: CDK5 regulatory subunit associated protein 2
Exons: 37
Coding region: 171-5735 (1854 amino acids)
Biological process (GO): microtubule bundle formation; establishment of mitotic spindle orientation; centriole replication
Cellular component (GO): microtubule plus-end; mitotic spindle pole; pericentriolar material
Molecular function (GO): gamma-tubulin binding; microtubule binding
Source: RefSeq, a predicted model, not a curated record